Anisakis simplex (herring worm) is the source of this 1770-nucleotide messenger RNA. The record is from the annotation of a GenBank genome assembly. Lineage: Eukaryota; Metazoa; Nematoda; Chromadorea; Rhabditida; Anisakidae.
AUGGGUCGACGGAAAUUAGCUCCGUUCAAAUCUAGUUGCUUGCUCGGAAUUUCAGAUUCUUCAUGCAGUGUUGUUGGCGAUAAGUCUAAAUUAAAUGAUGUAUAUUUGUUACCGGCAACCACGAAGAAAGAACUCAACUUCGAUGGUUUAUCACUAAAUUCUCUCAUUGAAUCAUUGUUAUCAACGAAUUUCUCGAAGAAAUUUUUUGCGAAAAACUUGACAAUAGUUAAUGGUAUCGAAGGUAUUCAAUGGAUUGGCUGCAAGAAUUUAACAACUCAAAUUGAUACGGCCAUACAGGUGCUGAACUUAUUGUUUUAUGAUGUGGUUGAGGUGGCAUUUGCUGCUGAUAAUUCCACAUUACCUUAUUCAUCAAGUAUUCGCAAUCCACUCACCUUAUCUGUUCAUUUUUACGUUUACAAUGUUUCGAAUCAGAACAUUACCGAUCAUGUUUCCUUGGAUAUCGUCGAAAUUGAUGUUCCAAAAUCUGAUGUUAGCAGUGAUUAUAUGGAGUUACCAAAAGGAAUGUACUGCAACGGUAUGCAGCCGAGCCAGAUUGGUGCAUCGCUACCGAAUAAAUUCGAGGCAUCUUUCGAUUAUACGGACGUGUAUGGGAAGAUGGUGAACGAUGUCGAUAUGUUGUAUGAUGGCUCCGAGCGAAUCAUAUCGUUCCGUAUGAACGUUCGCACGGAUCGUGAUGCUCCUUUCAUCGGGAACAUAUCUCUGCCGAAAGAUUUCGCUUUGGUGACCGUGAUCCAUGAUUUUAAAUACGGUUUGCAGUAUAUAAUUGAUAGUGAAACGAGUGCAUGUAAGGAAGUGAAAGCAAUUGAGAGCGGUUUCGGUGAUAUUUAUAUGGUGAAUGAUACGACGCAGGAAAUCGAUCUGAAGUCUGCAAAUCAAAUUCUGAUGAAUAUUUCAGCGUCGGAAUUCUAUUAUGGUGGAAAGCGGUUGUCAGAUGAAAAUGCCGAGAUGGCACUGUACGUGUCACGUUCAAACUCAUCGAGUCAAGGCACUUAUACGGUUGUGGAAUUAUUGUUCAGUACUGAACCUUGGGUAUUCGAUUCAGCUGAAGCACCGUUUCUUCAUUCAAUUAUCCAGUAUCAUAAGAAUAAGUCCGAUCAUGAAAUCGGUAGAAGUGUGAUUCGUCUUCACUCAUUCGUUAAUUCAAGCGGACAAGUGAGUAGAUGGAAUGCGUUUUGGACACAUCAGUGUUUGAAGUUGGUUGAGGAUAGUUAUUUGCAUGUGAAUAUCAAGAAUUGUUCGAUGAGUGAUAUGGAACAACUGGGCAUUCCGAGGGUGGAAAGCUCACUGAAAGAGACUAUCGCGCACACGGCACGGGUUUCUGUGCUGAGAGUCGCAAAUUUCUUUUACAAACAGAUUCAAGAGAGCGUCGUUGUAUUCUUUGCGAUAGGCGAGACAUCUGGAGUGGCUCCGGCCAACACAAAGGACAGAAUGAACGAAUCAAGCCUGGCUGAAGCAAUAAAUUGGCUGAAUUCAACUCUGAUGGAUCGCGAUGUUGCGUUCAGUGUGUUUGCAAAGGAUCAGAAGAAGACGGAGUUGAAGUUGGCUCGUAGCAGCCUUGGAUUGAUUCCGUCGCAGUGGCUGCCAUCGCCCGAUCCCCCGUCGCCGUCCUUCAAUGGCUAUACAGGUGGGUCGAUGUUUGUGCUGGGAGUGUUCAUGUUGUUGCUUGGAGCGGCGGUCGGUGUUGGAGGUAUGUUCUUCGUAUGGAAACGGCAACGUAUCAGUGGAUUGGCUUAUCAAGUCUUUGAGUGA